Aureobasidium musti is the source of this 1011-nucleotide messenger RNA. The record is from the annotation of a GenBank genome assembly. NCBI's taxonomy places the organism in Eukaryota, Fungi, Ascomycota, Dothideomycetes, Dothideales, Saccotheciaceae.
AUGUCUUGGGCCCCAAAGCCUUCGGAGGAGCAGCGUCAGCGGCUGGACGCGCAACCAAACGCACUGGUUGCUGCCGCCGAGCCCUCUAUACCGCAGUCACUGAACAAGCAAUCCACAACAACCAACCCUGCCGCCGUUUCUGCCCGCGCACCCAACUCCACCUGGAUCAAUCUUUACUACAAGCUAGACACAAACGACAAGUCAUCCAUCAAGUCAGCCUCAACCAUGUCGUGGGCCGGCUUCAAGAAGAACGUCAACAGGGCUGCCACCCAAGUCAUGGUCAAGACCGGCCAUGUCGAGCAGACCCAUGACCGCAGUUACGAAGUCGAAGAACGCCGCUACAGAGUUAUGGAAAACGCCGCCACUCGUCUCCAGAAGGAAUCAAAGGGCUACUUGGACAGCUUGCGCGCAAUGACUGCCUCGCAGAUGCGCAUUGCAGAGACCAUCGACGCUUUCUACGGUGAUGCUGGUGCCAACGAUGGUGUCUCUCGCAGCUACAAGCAAGCUGUUGAAGACUUGGAUGCCGAAACUAUCAAGGCUUUGGAUGGUCCUUUCCGCUCUACUGUCCUCGACCCCAUCAAUCGCUUCUGCGCAUACUUCCCCGACAUCAAUGAGUGCAUAAAGAAGCGCAACCACAAACUCCUCGACUACGACCGCGUGCGCGCCCAAGUAAAACGCCUAACCGAAAAGCCCGACAAGGACGUGACCAAACUGCCUCGCACCGAAAAGGAAGCAGAAAUGACCCGCGCCGCCUACGAACAACUCAACGAACAACUCUUCAACGACCUGCCCCAACUCAUCGAACUGCGCGUUCCUUACCUGGAUCCUUCGUUCGAGGCUCUCGUCAAGAUCCAGUUGCGCUUCUGUGCCGAGGCUUACUCGAGAAUGGCGCAGGUGCAGCAGUACUUGGAUCCUGACACUAGAGAUCAGUAUGCCAAUGGUAAUCUGGAUGCUAGGGUCGAGCAGGUCUUGCAGGAGAUUCGUGAGCUGAGCAUUGCUGGCACUGUUUAA